UCGAAAUUUCGAUUAAUCGGUAAAACCCGAGAUUGGGUAAAACCCAUAAACGACUAAACGUACGAGUUUUCCAAGAACGAACUGUUGUUGACACGAAUAGACGCAAAGAUGGCGGCGCCCUGUGACAACGACGACCACUCGGACCAGCGAGAAAUACUUCCAUACCCCGGCAAUAAAUCGAAGUCGGAGGUAUGGAAGUAUUUCGGAUUUUACAGGAGGGCAGCCGGUCCACCGACAAAACAAAAUUUGGAUAUGGCUAGAGCCGUUUGCAGGCUGUGCAGGCGUACGUACGCCAAUAAAGGGAACACGUCCAACUUCAUGGCUCAUAUUAAAACGGAACAUGGAGAUGAAUUAGAGUCGUCCGAAUCGAGUAACGCAGCUAGUGCUAAAGCAACGAAACAGACUUCACUGACAUACUUUGUAAAUGCUGGUCCUAGCGGUCCAUCCAAGUUGGGAAAAAUGUCAGAACAACAGCAACACAAGAUAGACAUUGCUCUGUAUAAACUCAUUCUUGGCAAAGUUCUGCCUGUUAGUUUAGUGGAGAAUAAUUUCUUCAGGGAAUUUGUCCAUCUACUUGAUGCCAGGUAGAAGGUUCCAACCAGAGCUGCAAUCCUAAAAGGUCUGAACGUCAAAAAAGAAGAAAUACAGUUGAAGAUAGAGAAAGAUCUGAAACGGGCUGAUGAUGUUGCUAUUACCCACGAUUCUUGGACCAGCAUCAGUACAAAGUCGUAUUUCACCACAACGGUCCACUUUAUUGAUGAUGCGUGGAUGCUAAAGCAUGCUGUUUUAGGAACAAUUAAAUCUGAUGGAAGUCAUACGAGUGAAAACAUUUCAAAGGAACUCAUGGAACAAAACAAAGGUGGGGAUUGCCAGUGCCCAUAGCUGUAACUGACAAUGCUGCCAAUGAACAGAAAGCUUAUGAAUUGCUGGAAUGGACAAGAUUUGGUUGCUAUGGGCACUGCAUCAACCUAGUAGUUAAGAACGUCCUAAAAUUUCCCGAUGUUGUGCGAAUUUUGGGAAAGAUC
Molecule: messenger RNA, 1025 nt
Organism: Saccostrea cuccullata (small rock oyster)
Lineage: Eukaryota; Metazoa; Mollusca; Bivalvia; Ostreida; Ostreidae
Product: E3 SUMO-protein ligase ZBED1-like
Exons: 3
Coding region: 109-588 (159 amino acids)
Biological process (GO): regulation of transcription by RNA polymerase II
Cellular component (GO): nucleus
Molecular function (GO): DNA binding
Source: RefSeq, a predicted model, not a curated record